AUGGUACGCCCGACUAUUCAUAAAACUCAUCAAGAUAGAGUACAAGCUGCGAGAGACAAGCAUCGUCGACACUAUCUAAAGUGUCGAGAGGUUAUACUGGCAAAGCGGCGUCAGGUACGCCAAGAAAAAAAAGCCUGUCAAGUCAACGAUCUUUCAGAUGAUGAAGACGAACCGAUGGAAACUUUACAAGACUGCAUUGCCAUGGUCAAGUAUGCCAAGGAUGACUUCAUGACGCAUAUCAAAGCCCCACGAAGAUUCUUCAACCUCCUCGUGGAUGAGUACUCCAAGACCAUGCCUGACCCUGAGCUAUAUCCUACCGGGAGCGGAGACAGAUCUGUCUUCGAACGCGCUAUUACAAACUUUGAAGACUUUCUUGACAGAGCCAACCGUGGGCUGGAUGGUAUCCUUCAGAUGUGCGGUGUCUGUGACAAGUGGCGUGCUGCAGAAGGCAUCUGCAAGUUCAUGAGGGAAAUGAUAGGAAUGGUGGAAGACAUCUUGUUGCAUCUGGCAGAAGGCGGAGACGGUGAAUUAGCGGCUGCCUUCAUAGAAGAUCUUUUUGCGAAGACGUGUAUGGUCUCUAUUGCUGUCCUCAUGCAUGACCAGCGCGAUAUGCUCAAAACAUUUUUGUCUGCAUUUAAGAUUGCUCGCUCUGGGUCAGUGGAAGAACAGGAUGAUUUUUGGGAGAAUGUAUAUUCACACUGGUUCACAACUUGGCCUGAACGUACUGUGCACUUCGCAGACAUACCCGAUGAUCAAGCACUGUCUGGGCUGCAGGAGGCAUUGCUUGCUGAAGCUAUUCGAUGCCGUCGUUGA
This is a messenger RNA of Suillus discolor, 813 nucleotides long. RefSeq lists its product as uncharacterized. Lineage: Eukaryota; Fungi; Basidiomycota; Agaricomycetes; Boletales; Suillaceae. Bases 1 to 813 code for a protein of 270 amino acids. The transcript has 5 exons. The record is from RefSeq and is a predicted model, not a curated record.